Messenger RNA from Gopherus flavomarginatus (Mexican gopher tortoise), 3672 nucleotides. It is a transcript of the gene LONRF1, whose product is annotated as LON peptidase N-terminal domain and ring finger 1. Gene Ontology annotation, molecular function: metal ion binding; protein binding. The record is from RefSeq and is a predicted model, not a curated record. The transcript has 12 exons. Lineage: Eukaryota; Metazoa; Chordata; Testudines; Testudinidae. The coding region runs from base 383 to 2575 and encodes 730 amino acids.
UGAGCUAUGGCACGCGGGGAGCGUCGAGCUGUGUUUUGUAAUCGCCUCCGCCCCCUCCCCCACGCCGUGCCUCUCAGCCAAUGGAGAGUGCACGUUGUGGUCAGAUGACGCAGCUUUUUAUGUAAGCCAGCGGCGGGUCUGCGGUGAUGUUCGAAGGGGGGUUACGGUUUAACGGCAGCUCCGUGAAGCUACUGCUAUAGGGCGCGCGGGUGGUGCGCCGUCACCCGCUGAAGUGUCUACUCCUCCCACCCACCCCCCGUUGCGAGUGCCUCGCGGCCCUGCGCAGAGCCGAGCCCGGCUACAGCCGCGCCGCGAGGAGCGCCACACCCCCCUCUGCGAUCCGGACGGCGAGCGGGGCAGCAGGGUGGGGGCUCGCCGCAGGAUGGCGUCGUCGUCGGUGGUUGUGAGCUCAGAGGGGUCCCCGGAGCCCGGGGACAGCGGGUGGCUCCGCGGGGAGCCCGAAGGGGAGCAGGAGCGGUUGCUGCGGCGCGGGGAACUGCUGGCCAUGGGGAACCACCUGAAGGAAGCGCUGGAGACUUACUCGGCGGCGCUGCGUCUCGGGCCGCCCGCGGGACCCCGCCGCCUCGAGACCCUUGUGGACUGUCUGGUGCUGAACUACCGCCUCCGACAGGGGCUGGACUGGAGCCGGGACCAGGGGGCCCGGGAGGAGGGAGGCGGCGCGGCCGCAGGGCCGCUGACCUGCUGCGGCUGCCGGGGCUUCCUGGCCGAGCCGGUAACCGCUCCGUGCGGGCACAGCUACUGCCGCCGCUGCCUCCGGAGGGAGCUGCGCUCCCGCUGCCGCCUGUGCCGGGACCUGCUGCUGCCGCCGGACGGGGGUGGCUGCGCCGCCCAGCUCCGGACCAGCGUCGUCCUCAACCAGUUGGCGGAGAAGUGGUUCCCGGCCGAGUGUGAGAGGGCGCGGACCGGCAACCGGCUGGGGGAGCUGCUGAGCCAGGGGCGCUUCCGAGAGAGCUUGAGCGCCACCAGCCAGGCCUUGCGAGCAGAUCCCAGUGACUUGAUGUUAAGAGUUUACAGAGCUGAAUCAUAUGCUGGCCUCCAAGAGUUUAAAACAGCCAUAGAAGAUCUAAAUUUUAUCAUCUCUAAAAUGUCAGAUUGGCCAGAGAUUUACUUCAGGAAAGCAAAGGUGCUUCAUGAUGCUGGGUUUGUAGGUGAUGCCUUACAACUGUUCCUACAGUGCUUAUCCCUUGAUGAGGAUUUUGUUCCAGCAAAGCUAGAAGUGGAAAAGACAUUGUAUAAUUUGCUGUCACCAGAAAAUGUGAGAGAGAGUCUGAAGGAAUCUGCUUGGAGUUCACCUCAUAUUCGAAAUAAACCUUUUACACUUGGUUCUGAAAUGGAAGAAUUUGGCUGUAGUCUACAGCUUUGUCCAGAGCAGAAUUUAGGAGUGCCAGAGAUAACAGUGGAGUCUUUCAGAGGAAGCCUAAAUCGUGUACAAUCUGUCCAUGCUCUUAACUCAACAGAAAAUCUUGCUAAAGGAGAUGGAUUAAAAAAGGUUUCUUCUGAACCUCUGCUUUCUAGCCAGGAAAAAGGUGCUCUCCUAAAAAGGAAGCUUUCCCUUUCAGAACAGGAUGCAAUUGUGUGUGAAGAUGGAAGAAGCAAACAUAAAAAACCAGGAGAAACUACAAAAAGGGACGUUCCACAGCACUUAAUUGAUGUGGCAGAUUUUGAGUGCUCUCUGUGUAUGAGGUUAUUUUUUGAGCCGGUGACAACCCCUUGUGGACAUACCUUCUGCAAGAAUUGUUUAGAACGCUGUUUAGACCAUGCCCCACAGUGUCCCCUAUGUAAAGAGAGCUUAAAAGAGUAUUUGGCAAUUAGGAAAUACAGUGUCACAGUACUACUGGAAGAAUUAGUGGUGAAAUAUCUGGCUGCUGAACUAUCUGAGAGAAGAAGAAUUCAUGAUGAAGAAACUGCUGAACUCUCAGACUUGACCAAGAAUGUUCCGGUGUUUGUUUGCACUAUGGCAUACCCCACUGUGCCUUGCCCUCUUCAUGUGUUUGAGCCAAGAUACCGAUUGAUGAUUCGCAGAAGUAUGGAAACUGGGACUAAACAAUUUGGGAUGUGUAUCAGUGACCCUCAAAACAAUUUUGCAGAUUAUGGUUGUAUGCUGCAAAUUAGGAAUAUUCAUUUCCUACCUGAUGGAAGGUCUGUAGUUGACACAGUUGGUGGAAAGAGAUUUAGAGUUUUACGAAGAGGGAUGAAAGAUGGCUAUUGUACUGCAGACAUUGAAUAUUUGGAAGAUAUUAAGGUUGCAGAUACAGAAGAGCUGAAGAAACUGAGAGAGCUUCAUGACGUGGUGUACAGUCAGGCUUGUGGCUGGUUCCAAAGCUUGAGAAACAAAUUUCGCAGCCAGAUCCUUCAGCACUUUGGGCCGAUGCCUGAGAGAGAGGAAAACCUACAGGCAACACCUAAUGGACCGGCUUGGUGUUGGUGGCUUCUAGCUGUCCUCCCUGUAGACCCCAAGUAUCAGAUCUCGGUUCUCUCAGUGAUGUCUUUGAAAGAACGUCUAAUCAAAAUCCAACAUAUACUCACAUAUUUUUCUAGAGACCAGUCCAAGUGACUAACCGCCUGGAUCUUCCUGAAGAGUUACUCUUUUCUGGUUGUAAUCACAGCUGGAGUUUUUGCUGCCUUUGCACAUCUAGUGCUGGUUUGAAAAGUGUGAUGAAACUGCGUCCUCCCCACUCCCCCCGCCAACCUCGUGAACCAUCUGGUUUUCUAAAUGGACACUGUCUUCAGCUAGGAUAGACCACUAAAGUUGCGCAUGCCAAAAUCAGUCCAGCCAGAACAUGGAAAAACUCUACAUGAUUUGCACUAUGUAUGAGACAUCAUGCUAAGACUUGAGAAUUUAUUGUCAUUGACUUUUUAAAGCUGUGGGAAAUGCAAGACUUAAGGCUGACAGUCCACGUUUACAGCAUUAAGGAUGCAUUUUUUUUGCAAAUAAGAGCUUGCCUCAGAUACAACUGUCCUGUUGCUAUUUGCACAAAUAUUUGAAUAUAGUAUUGAAUGUUGGUGUUGGAAAUUACUGCUCUUGCUGAACUGUCUUGACUAUGGCACAGAUUCUUAAUAUCUUAUAAAUAUUUGCAUCACAGAACAAGUGACAUGAAUUAUGAUGAAAUUAGAGCUGGUUUUUAGGAACAACUGCAAAAAAAAAUGAACAUGGUACUUCUGUCAAAGACAAUGAAACUGUGAAUAGGGCUUAUGUACCUAUAACUGUACAUGUUUAAAGGGAAAAUUGAAAACAAAUGUUUAAUACCAGUUACAAUUUUAUUGGGCUUUUCACAGACUGGUGGUCCUUAAGCACUUAAGUAGUUUAUAGAGCUUAUAACAAGAAGCUGUAGUACAAUAUGCUAGGAAUUGUGCAUUCAGAUUUUUUUUGAAAAAACAAGCUUAAAGGAUGAAAAGUUUAUAAAUUGUUCGCUGCCUCUAUGCCUUAUUAAUAGUAGAGCCCACUGCAGUGGUAAUUUUAAGAAUUCAUGCUGCCAACUGGUACUUUAAUUUCCGUUGGUUGCAUAUCCAUGAAUAUCUGACACAUUAGCUUUCUUGUAUGUAAAUCAUUUGUAAAAUAUUUCUUACAAAUCUUGCUUUUGCUAAUAUAUUUAAUUUUCAAGAAAAGCUAAGUUUGUAAUAUUUUGUAACUUAACUAAAUGUUACUUUUUU